Molecule: messenger RNA, 1159 nt
Organism: Juglans microcarpa x Juglans regia
Lineage: Eukaryota; Viridiplantae; Streptophyta; Magnoliopsida; Fagales; Juglandaceae
Product: phosphoglycerate mutase-like protein 4
Exons: 7
Coding region: 222-914 (230 amino acids)
Cellular component (GO): cytoplasm; cytosol
Molecular function (GO): phosphatase activity
Source: RefSeq, a predicted model, not a curated record
GGGCAAUGAGCACAGAAUCUGGUUCGUUGGCCCAAUAGAGGAACAGGGAAUCUGGUUCUAAUGACGAACGACUGAAUAAAAUGCUUUGAAUUGGAAGUUAUAAAUGUAGUGUAAUUCCAGCACUCCGCUCCUGUCUUCCACUCUUCUCCUAACACUGCUUCAGCUUCACGGCCAACCCAUCCUCAUAACUCCACCUCCAAGCUUCACAUUUACUCGUCGUCAUGUCAGACGUCGAUUCUAGCGUGCUAAAUCCGACUUAUGCUGAGAUUGUCGUGGUGCGUCACGGGGAAACGGAGUGGAAUGCUGAUGGAAGGAUUCAGGGGCAUCUGGAUGUUGAACUAAAUGAUUCUGGGAGACAACAAGCAUCUGCAGUUGCUGAUAGACUAUCCAGGGAGGGUAAAAUCUCCGUUGUAUACUCUUCAGACUUGAAAAGGGCUCUUGAAACUGCACAGAUAAUUGCAACCUGCUGUGGUGGGCUAGAGGUUAUUAAAGAGCCUGAUCUACGGGAAAGACACUUGGGAAAUCUUCAAGGGCUUGUACUACGUGAAGCAGCCAAACUUAGUCCUGAGGCUUACUGGGCCUUUUCAAAUCACAAGACAGAUCAGGAAAUUCCAGGUGGUGGAGAAAGUCUUGACCAACUUUAUGAACGGUGCACAUCUUCAUUGGAGAGAAUUGGUAGAAAGCAUAAAGGAGAACGAGUGGUUGUGGUCACUCAUGGGGGAGUCGUCAGAUCACUGUACAAGCGAGCUUGCCCAAAUGGAAGGUCUGGAGGGAAGGUAUUGAAUACAUCUGUCAACAUCCUUCACUUGUCGGAUAGGGAUGAGUGGACCAUAAAAUCGUGGGGUGAUGUUAGUCAUCUCAACCAAACUGGAUUUCUGGAGUCUGGGUUUGGUGGGGACAAAACUUCUGGUUAGUUUGGUUGUCUUAGCAUUCUUCAGUCACAUGGCUACAACCAAGAUUGAAAACAACUAUAUUCGAGAAGUGGUAUGCUGGCUUCUGAAAGGAACUAAGGCUCAACCAACAAUGAUUAUUCUGCCCAAUAUACCCAGGAAUUAGUUCUCUCUGUCAUUAACGUUGUUUAGAUGUACCUAGACUGCUACAUAAUCUGUUAUUCUGUUAUACUGAUAAAUCUAUCUACGAUGGAAGUUUUUCAAUUAAA